Colletotrichum higginsianum IMI 349063 is the source of this 1626-nucleotide messenger RNA. RefSeq names its product LPXTG-domain-containing protein. NCBI's taxonomy places the organism in Eukaryota, Fungi, Ascomycota, Sordariomycetes, Glomerellales, Glomerellaceae. Gene Ontology annotation, cellular component: membrane. Gene Ontology annotation, molecular function: transmembrane transporter activity. The transcript has 3 exons. The record is from RefSeq and is a predicted model, not a curated record. Gene Ontology annotation, biological process: transmembrane transport. Bases 1 to 1626 code for a protein of 541 amino acids.
AUGGCGCAAGCAGGCUCAGUCGAGAUGCGGCAGCCCAAGAGCGACUACGCCGCCGUCAACACGACCAGCUCGUCCGGCAACACCGAGGACGGCACCGAGAACCGUCAUCAUGAGAGCGGGUACGAGCACACCGACGGCGGCACGGGAGAUUCGUCGCUGAGGCGGCUGUUCUCGUUCUGGCAACUGCUGGCCUUCGCAUUGAUCUUCAUGUCGUCUUGGGAGGUUAUGGCCAUGGAUAUGGGCGCGACCUUUUACAACGGGGGGCCGCAGACGCUGGCUUGGGGCAUCGUUCUCGUCGUCGUCGGCGCCAUGGCGCAGGCGCUGUCUAUGGCCGAGCUGGCGGCGAUCCAGCCCAUCGCCGGGGCGCAAUACCAUUGGACUCACUUCCUUGCGCCGCAGAACCACCGACGGUUCAUCACGUGGAUGCAAGGCUGGGUGACCUGGUUCGCCUGGGUGUCGGCCCUCGCCGGCUCGGCCGCUUCCGAGGCCAACAUCAUCAUCGGGCUCGUCAGCACCAACUACCCGUCCUACAAGUUUCAGCCGUGGCACAUCACUAUGGUCAUCAUCGCGCAGCUCGUCGCCUGCGGGCUCAUCAACAUGUACGCGUUCCGCACGAUUCCGUGGAUGGAGCUCAUCGCCGGCGUGCUGCACAUCGUCCUGUGGCUCAUCUUCGUCGUCGUGCUCCUGACACUCGCGCCGCGCGCCAGCGCCGACUUUGUCUUUUUCGAGCGCACCGUCAGCUCCGGUUGGACCAACAGCUUCGUGAGCUGGAACAUUGGCAUGCUGGUGCCGGCGUGGGGGUUCAUCGGGUUCGACGGCGUAGUGCACAUGGCGGAGGAGGUUCGGCAGGCGAAGCAGGCGGUGCCGAGGGCGAUGCUGUGGACGAUUGUGCUCAACGGCGUCCUGUCGUACGGAAUCAUCAUGGCCAUCCUGUUCGGCAUGGGCGGCGCGACGGAGGAGAUCCUCGCGUCGGACUACCCCAUCAUCCCUCUGCUCUUCAACGCGGCGGGGCCCAAGGCGGGGACGGCCAUGGUGUGCGGGCUGCUCAUCAUCACCUUCUGCGUCGUCGCGGCGUCGCUGGCGUCGGUGUCGAGAAUCACUUGGGCAUGGGCCCGGGACGGAGGUUUGCCGCGGUACUUUGCCAGGGUACAUCCUAAGCACCGCGUCCCGAUCCGCUCCGUGUGGCUGCCGUGCAUCAUCGUCACCUGCCUGUCGUUAUUCACUGUCGGGAACACCGCCACGGCCACGGUGUUCUCGGCGUUCACGGCGCUCUCAUCCCUGGGCCUGUACAGUUCCUACAUCAUCGCCAUCUCCUGCAUGCUCCACGCGCGCAUGACGGGACGCAUCGGCCACGGUCCCGAGUACCAGGUGCAGUACGGCGGCUGGUCGUUGCCCAAGGGGUGGGGCCUGCCGAUCAACAUCUACGCGCUUCUGUGGUCGAUGUAUUUGACCGUCUGGCUGCCGUUCCCACAGACGGUGCCUGUCACGGCGACCGAGAUGAACUACGCCGGGCCCAUCUACGUCGUCGCCGUGGUGGGUGCGCUGACGCUGUGGUUCGCCAGAGGCAAGAAGCACUGGCCUGGGUUGAACAAGACGGCCAUCGAGAACGUCGAGGCGUACAAUUAA